AAGGAAGAGGCGGAAGAAAAUGCCGGUGAGAGUUGUUGAGAGCAACACGCCUGCUCAAGUUUCAGGAACUGAUCCUGGGAAUCGAUCACCACUUCCGCCUAGCUCACUUCUCGGCGCUGGCCAGGCAUUUUCUGGUACGCAAAAUGUCUCUAAUCAACAGAAGGAGGAAGCUUGGAGAGUUAACGUCCAGAUACAGGGAAUUGACCUUGAACAUGGUUAUCUUUGUGGUACCAUGGAAGCUCUAAACGUUCCCAUGGCAGACACUCCUGUCAUAACAUUCUGGGAAGGGGAAAUCGUUGAUGGAAAGAAUUAUACUUUUUACACCGGAAAAUGGGAAGCCACGAGGGAAGAUGAUAUGAGACAUUGGUCAAAGUUUCCGUCUUUUUCGCCUCUUCAGGGACAAGUUGAAUCUGAUGGUGGCAGGCAAUUGGAUCUUAACAAUUACCCUUAUAUAUUUAUGAGAUGGAAAGAGCAAUACUUUGUAAAUGUUGGCACAGAUUGUGGACUAACAAUAGCUGGAUUUUACUACGUAUGCUUCUCCUGCAGCGACGGAUCCAUCAGCGGUUUCUAUUAUGAUCCAAACAGCAGUCCGUUUCAGAAGCUGGAGCUGAAAACAGUUAACGAAGGAAGAUCUGUGGAAGUGGAAGUGGAUAACAACAACGAGAAGCAAUCUGAGAUUAACAGUUUCCAUCACAUGAUCAUCAGUAGUAGUAAAAAUGUGUUGAAAAUGGAAGAAGAAGUUGAGGUGAGCAAGAAGAGGAAAUUUCAGACAGAUCAAUCUGAUGAGUUAUCAUUAUUACCUCUUUCGAAGCACGUUUGUUUCGCCAAUGUCGCUUGUUCUGACAAUACCAAUGUCAACUCGGAGAUUGAUACAGAGUAUUCAAUGUCUUAUGUGAACUCAACAACUUCAAUGGAAUGUAACAAUGAGAUUGAGAUGAAAGAGGAAUCAUCUGGAUCAUGCGGUGAAGACAAGAUGAUCUCUUUCGAAAGCCAUCUAGAUUAUAUCUAUGGGACUCAGAAUCUAGAGGAUUUUUCAGAUAAAGUCAUUGAAAACAUUCUCUAUCUCGAUGAACAAGAAGAAGAAGAAGAAGAAGCUAAAGGAUGUAGUAGUAAUGCUGCUAAGUUUGUUCUGUCCUCUGGGAGAUGGACUGUUAACCAAGAUUCUUCUACUAUACAUGAGCCAAAGAAGCCAACCAUUGAUCAGGAAUUUGAACAAUACUUCUCAACGCUAAUGCUGUGACGAAAUGAUGUUAAGACUUAAAAUAUAUAUGAAGAUAUGCACAUAGAGCUGUACUCAUUCUGUUUUGAUUCUUGUCAACCUUAAAACGUUCAAUUCAAAGUGAUUAGAUAGAGCUUCUUUGAAAUGUUUCUGAACAGGUUACAAAUAAAGCAACAAAAAUAAAUUUGCAGCUCUAUA
This is a messenger RNA of Arabidopsis arenosa, 1417 nucleotides long. The record is from the annotation of a GenBank genome assembly. Lineage: Eukaryota; Viridiplantae; Streptophyta; Magnoliopsida; Brassicales; Brassicaceae.